AUGUCCUUCGACAUAAACUGGGACAAGCUCGUGGAAGACAAUUCUAUAAAUGAGUCUAUAAGAGAGUUCCUUGAUAGACAACUUAACCAGCUACUGCUACCGUCGUACAUCGACAACCUUACAGUCACUGAGUUCUCACUAGGCUCGAAGGCACCAGAGCUAACCAUACGACAUGUGGGGGAUCCGUUUGACGAAUUCUAUGAGGAAGAUGACGAAAAUGAAGAAGAGAAGAAUCAGAUGUCUCCUACCAUGAGUGAUCUGGAUAGCGACUCUGAAGACGAAGAUAGUGAAUAUGGAUAUGAUGGUCAUACCACUCUUAAUGAGACCGGCUUGAAGGAUACGCUUCGUGAUAUGCCACCAUCACCACCGUUGAUCCCUCACGAUCCUCGUGAUAUCUUGAGGAACUUCCAUGCAUACUCAAUGAACAAUGUGGGACUAGGCCAUCACAUAUCACUGGUGAACGAGUCAGAGACACCUACAAACAUUUUUGCACAGAAUCCACUACGCCCGGCAAUUACUCCAGGCCAAAAAGCAGUGAAAAGAGAUAGCAGUGAUCUACAAACAAUAAUAGAAAUCGACUAUGAGGGUGAUCUGACAAUGGAAGUUACUGUGAACUUGCUAGUGAAUUACCCAUCCGCUCAAUUCAUCACCCUUCCUAUUAAACUAUACAUUACAGAUCUAGUCAUACACUCGUUGGCAGCAGUGGCAUACAUGAAAAAAAGCAUCUUCGUAUCCUUCCUUUGUGAUCUCAAUGAUGCUCAAUCAGAAUAUUUCAUGAAAUCGAGAGGUCUCAGCGGCACGAACGAGAGAUCUCCGAAUACACCUUCCACAGGCGGCAAUUUUGUCGACUAUUCCUCACCAACAAACCACGAAAGAAUUGACGUCAUCAAGUCUGUCAAGAUUGAAUCUGAAAUCGGUGAGUUAGGAAACAAUGUGUUGCGGAACGUUGGAAAGGUAGAACGUUUCUUGAUAGAUCAAUUGAGAAGAAUCAUUCGUGACGAAAUUGCAUGGCCCAGCUGGGUAUGCUUCGAUCUCAACGAAGACGAUGACGAAGAAAACAGCGAAGAAGAACAAGAAGAGGAGGGCGACAACGUUAACGGAGCAGCCGAAGAGAAACCUCUUGAUUCUGAUACCUUACGCUCUCUAUAA
Candidozyma haemuli is the source of this 1149-nucleotide messenger RNA. RefSeq names its product ERMES complex subunit. NCBI's taxonomy places the organism in Eukaryota, Fungi, Ascomycota, Pichiomycetes, Serinales, Metschnikowiaceae. Gene Ontology annotation, cellular component: ERMES complex. Gene Ontology annotation, molecular function: lipid binding. Gene Ontology annotation, biological process: mitochondrion organization; phospholipid transport. The transcript has a single exon. The record is from RefSeq and is a predicted model, not a curated record. The coding region runs from base 1 to 1149 and encodes 382 amino acids.